AUGCUCACAAUUCAAUGCGGCUCAGGACACAAGUACGAGCCGGAGUUCAACCCGCCAGAUGAGAGCUUUCCCAAAGAGAGAUGGAACAAAGAAGUACUCAUUCCCAAAGGAGACUUCAUUUUCGGCACUGAUUCGCCAGUUUUAGAAGACGAUGGUGAAGAGCCAGCGCGGGAAUGUAGAAUAACAAGAGACUACUACAUGGAUGCGUAUGAAGUUACGAACUCGGAAUUCUGGAUAUUCGUUCAGAAGACCGGCUACAAAACGGAUGCCGAGAAUUUCGGCAACUCGUACGUCUUUGACCUCUGUUUACCAAAGGAGGUCCUUGAGUCUGCUGAUCAAAUGGGCGAUGACCUUCUCGCGCCGGAGGGCGAGUUCCGUGCCAACUACUGGCAGGGCGAGUUCCCAGACGAAGAUGGCGGGGGCGACGGAUUCCCCCUCACCACCGCGCCUGUUGACGCCUUCGGGGCUCAGAACGAGUUCGGCCUCUUCAACAUGAUAGGCAACGUUUGGGAGUGGACUGGCGACCGCUUUGCUCGUUACCACACGCACGAGCCAAAAAACGAUCCCUCAGGAAGUCCGCGAGGCACUGAAAGAGUCAAAAAGGGAGGAAGCUUCUUGUCUGACACAGAGCACUCUUACAGAAUUCGCAAUGCAGCGCGACAUCACAACUCCCCAGACUCGUCCACCAACGACAUGGGCUUCAGAUGCGUCAGAGAGACCAAGAAGCCAAACACCUUCAAGAAAACCAUGUAG
Messenger RNA from Oikopleura dioica, 753 nucleotides. Lineage: Eukaryota; Metazoa; Chordata; Appendicularia; Copelata; Oikopleuridae. The record is from the annotation of a GenBank genome assembly.